UCAUCUUACAGAUGUUUGUCGUGUGCAUAUUCACAAAUUCCCUCAUCGAGCAUUCGGGGAGUAUCGAGUCAUAUGCUUCAGAUAUGACUGCAUUGUGUGCAACAGCUGCAUGGCUGUGCAUGUGCGUCACCAGAUGGCGCAUGCGCUGGACAUGAGGACUGCUGCUGUACUGAUCGAUUACAAUAAUACUGACGUAUCAGUAGAUUUUGCAGUAACCAACAUGGAUGUUUUCGUCUGUGUUGCGUGCUAAUCUCAUGCAUCUGUGUUUCUCACGCAGACCGAGAGCUUCUGCAAUAAACGAGAAGACCAGGAAACCAAAGGAGUCCGCACAGGAUUUGUGUCCAGCACGAAACGCAUUGUAUAAGGUUAUAAAUGUGGCUUCCUUGGACCUUGCUUGCAGUUCAUUCUGAAGCUGCACAAUGGAGAGACGGCUUAAUGUUGCAAAGAACCUGGCUCUUCUAUUAGAGUUUAGUGAUGAAGAAAGUGACAUGACCCCACAAACGACAAGUGAUGGAGUUAUGAAAGAGGAUAGAGACACAACCCUAUGUAAGACAAGUGAUAAAGUGAUGGAGGAGGAAAGAGACAGGACUCUUCAUACGACGAGAGAUGGAGGGAUGAAAGUGGAAAGAAAUGUAACCCUACAUAUGACAUGUGAUGAAGAGAUGGUAGAGGAAACAGACAGGACUCUUUAUAUGAUGAGUUAUGGAGGGAUGAAAGUAGAAAGGGAUGAGAUCCUACAUGCAACAAGUGAUGGAAGUAUGAAAGAGGAAGGAGACACAGCCCUACAUAUGACAAGUGAUGGUGGGAUGAAAGUGGAAAGAGAUGUAACUCAACAUACGACAACUGAUGCAGGGAUAGAAGAGGAAAGAGACGCAACCCUACGUAUGACAAGUGAUGGAGGGAUGGAAGAGGAAAGAGAUGCAACCCUACGUAUGACAAAUGAUGGAGGGAUGGAAGAGGAAAGAGACGCAACCCAGCAUAUGACAAGUGAUGGAGGGAUAGAAGAGGAAAGAGACGCAACCCUACGUAUGACAAGUGAUGGAGGGAUGGAAGAGGAAAGAGAUGCAACCCAGCAUAUGACAAGUGAUGGAGGGAUGGAAGAGGAAAGAGAUGCAACCCAGCAUAUGACAAGUGAUGGAGGGAUGGAAGAGGAAAGAGACUCGACCCUAGAUACAACAAGUGACGGAAGGAUGGAAGAGAGAAGAGACAUGGCCCAACAUAUGACAAGUGUUGGAGGGAUGGAAGAGAAAAAAUAUGUGACCCUACCUACGACAAGUACUGAAUGGAUAGAAGAGGAAAGGGAUCAGGAUGGAGAAGAAGAGCUGGAGAUGGAGCUCUCUAAUGAAGCUUCUGAAACAGAGGACGAUACAGAGUUCGAUCCAGACUACCACUCUACUGAUGAAGAAGAGUCAGAGGAAGAGUCAGAGGAAGAGUCAGACGUCACUGCUGACACAGCUUAUAAGUCCAAAAACGGAAACAUAUCAUGGACUUCAAAAUCUCCUCGUCAGAGACAACGAGGGAGAAUUCCAGUUCAUCGUAUCAUCAGAACGACCCCUGGACCAACCAGGCUGGCAUGUGCCAAUGCUAAAGACAUAAGAUCAACAUUUGAAUUGUUUUUCCCAGAUGAUAUUAAACAGAUUUUGAUUGAAAUGAACAAUUUAGAGGGGAAACGUGUGUUUGGUGCUGCCUGGAAGGACCUGGACUGGACAGACUUACAGGCCUUUCUUGGUCUGUUGAUUCUGGCAGGUGUGUAUCGAUCCCAGCAUGAGGCCAUGGAUUGCUUAUGGCACGCUGAGUCGGGAAGGCCGAUUUUUCGUGCUACCAUGUCACUGAAAAGUUUUAAGAGUUUGUCAAGGGUCUUCUGCUUUUACAAAAAGGACAAAAGGCAUAGGCAACAGGAAAAAGACAAGCUGGCACCAGUAAGGAACAUCUGGGAUAAAUGGGUCCAACGCCUGCCACUCUUAUACAAUCCAGGCCCAAACCUCACUGUGGACAAGUGCCUGGUCAGUUUCAGAGGUCGCUGUCCCUUCAAACAAUACAUGCCGAGUAAACCGGGCAAGUACGGAAUUAAAAUCUGGGCGGCAUGCGAUUCCAGAUCGAGCUACGCGUGGAACCUGCAGAUCUACACUGGCAAAGCUGUCGAUGGAAAGUCAGAAAAGAACCAGGGGAUGCAAGUGGUCUUGGACAUGACAGACGGUCUAGAGGGACACACCAUCACGUGUGACAACUUCACCUCGUACGCCCUCGGCCAGGAGCUGCUCCGAAGGAAAAUGACCAUGAUUGGAACCGUCAGAUCAAACAUGCCUGAGCUCCCACCUGCGCUCCUGUCAAUGAAGAACAGGACAAGAUUAUCAUCCAUGUUCGCCUUCACUGAUACACACACUCUUGUGUCCUACUGUCCCAGAAAAAAAAAAAAUGUGCUUUUGAUGAGCACUUUCCACAGAGAUGACAAAGUAAGCGACAAAGAUCACAAGAAGCCAGAGAUCAUUCUAGACUACGACCACACCAAAGGCGGCGUUGAAAACCUUGACAAGCUUGUUGCCACUUACACCUGCCAAAGGAAGACAGCUCGUUGGCCCAUGGUGAUUUUCUUCAACAUGUUGGAUGUCUCUGCCUACAAUGCAUUUGUGCUGUGGAUGGAAAUAAAUCAUUCAUGGAACAAAGGGAAGAAAUAUAGAAGGAGGAUCUUUCUGGAAGAGCUAGGGAAAGCUCUGGUGGCUCCUUUCAUGAAAAGACGGGAAAAUAUUCCCCGCACUCCAGCCUCUCAGAAUAUGGUGAUGGAAGCACAAGCAAGCCCCUUGCCAGUCAAAGACAGUUAUCUUGCACCAGUAACCCCAGGCAAGAGGAAAAGGUGUCAGGUCUGUGACCGAAAGAAGGACACAAAAACAAGUUUGACGUGCAGUGAGUGUAACAAAUACAUUUGCGGGGCACACGCUGUUAUAACUGCUAAGUGCCAAGCAUGCAGCAAGUAAGUUUAAACUAGAUUUAACCACUGCUUAUGUACUGUUUGUUACUUGGUUUUAUGACUAAUUCUUUUAUUUUUUAUUUUUUUUACUAACUUGUUUACCAUUGCAAAAUGUGCAAUCUGUUUAUUGCCCCUUGUUUUGUUGACUUUUUUAUUAGUUUACUGCAUUAGAGUUACUGAAUAUUCAUGUUUUAAAUAAAUGAUAGGCUACAAAAUUAUGUAUGCUCA
Cyprinus carpio (common carp) is the source of this 3193-nucleotide messenger RNA. Its product is annotated as piggyBac transposable element-derived protein 4-like. The record is from RefSeq and is a predicted model, not a curated record. Bases 420 to 2972 code for a protein of 850 amino acids. The transcript is spliced from 4 exons. Lineage: Eukaryota; Metazoa; Chordata; Actinopteri; Cypriniformes; Cyprinidae.